Ilex paraguariensis (yerba mate) is the source of this 324-nucleotide messenger RNA. Lineage: Eukaryota; Viridiplantae; Streptophyta; Magnoliopsida; Aquifoliales; Aquifoliaceae. The record is from the annotation of a GenBank genome assembly.
AUGCGUCGUUAUCACGGUAGUGAACUACCUAAAUUUUCCUCGGAGGAAAAAGAGUUGCUAAAAGGUAGUAUUGAUUUUAUUGGAAUUAACCAUUAUUCAGCUAUAUAUGCGAAAGACUGUCUGCAUAGUAGCUGCAGCCAAGAUGCGGAUCGUGCCGUCCGUGGCUUUGUGUAUCUUACCGGAGAGCGAGAUGGGGUUUCUAUUGGGGAACCAACAGCAAUGCCAAGAUUUUAUGUAGUUCCAAGAGGCAUGGAAGAGAUUGUUGACUAUGUUAAGAAGAGAUACCAUAACAAGCCUAUGUUUGUGACUGAAAAUGGUGAGUAA